AUGACGACACUGAAAGCUCAGUCUGUUCUCGUUACCGGGGCGAACAAGGGAAUCGGGCUCGAACUGGUUAAACAGCUGAUCAAUUCCAGUGUUCCACCAACUCAGACCUUAGCCACUUUCUGGCAGUCAAGCUCAACCCAGGAGCUGGAGACUUUAGCAAAUGACCAUUCUUCGGUGAGGAUGAUAGAGCUGGAUGUUACAGAUUCCGCCAGCAUCCAAAGAGCUGUGGAGAGAGUGGAAGCAGUUCUUGGUAGUACUGGACUCAACCUACUCAUUAACAAUGCUGGAAUAAACUCGCAUGCAACUCUCGAAAACAUCACAGCUGAGGACAUGAUGGCGGUUUACCAAACAAAUGUGGUUGGCCCCUUAUUGGUGAGCCAGGCAUUUCUACCUCUCCUAAAGAAGGCGGCCCAGGCCUUGGAUAUGGAAGAGAUGAGCUGUAAAAAAGCAGCAAUUGUCAAUAUCACCUCACUCUUGGGUUCCAUUACGUUGAGUCAGAAGAAUUUCAGAAGAGCUGCAAUGUAUCCAUACCGCCUCAGUAAGGCUGCAUUAAACAUGGCAAGUACAUGCCUUUCAGAGGAUUUGAAGCAAUAUCAGAUUCUUUCUGUUGCUAUCCAUCCCGGCUGGGUUCAAACAGACAUGGGAGGCAAGGAAGCACUUGUGUCAGUCAGUGACAGUGUCAGCAACCUGAUGAAGCUGUUUGCCAACCUGUCGCAAUGUGAUACUGGAAAAUUCCUGGAUUUGGAGGGAGGGGAACUUCCCUGGUAA
This is a messenger RNA of Stegostoma tigrinum, 768 nucleotides long. RefSeq names its product C-signal-like. Bases 1 to 768 code for a protein of 255 amino acids. NCBI's taxonomy places the organism in Eukaryota, Metazoa, Chordata, Chondrichthyes, Orectolobiformes, Stegostomatidae. The transcript is spliced from 6 exons. The record is from RefSeq and is a predicted model, not a curated record.